AUUGUUGUGUGCUAUCUAUUGCUUUACGAGCAUUGUACGGCUCGCGAGAAAUAAAUUAAUUCCAGCCCCUUUCCAACCCACACAGGCCGCAACAUGGAGGAAAUCGAAUUGCCAAAAUUAGAAACCGACCAAAAAUCAUAUGCGGGCAUCCCGGAGGCUGUGUUUGUGGAUGAUGUGGAGCAGUACAUGAAAGAGUCCGGCAACGAGGAUAGCGUGGAAAAGGUGUUGAAAAACUUUGACGAACAGCACAGCAAGUACCGGUUCAUGGAGUACAACAUGGUAUCGCGCCGGAGACGACUCCGGCAACAAAUUCCGGACCUGACGAAAAACCUCGAAAUGAUUAAGCACCUGCGCGAGCAAACGGACGAUCAGGAAACGCAAUUUCUGCUCAGCGAGCAGGUGUUUGUGAAGACGAUUAUGCCUCCGACGAAAUCGGUCUGUCUGUGGCUCGGCGCGAACGUGAUGCUCGAGUACCCGCUCGAUGAAGCGGAGGAGCUGUUGCGACAGAACAAAAAGUCGGCCGAAGUGAAUUUGCGGUGUUUGGAGCACGAUCAGGAUUUUUUGCGUGAUCAAAUCACCACGACGGAGGUAAACAUGGCCCGUGUGCAUAAUUACGAUGUGAAGAAGCGACAGGCGCUGAAGUUAACGGGUGAGGACAAAGCGUAAGCGGAGGGA
Messenger RNA from Anopheles maculipalpis, 675 nucleotides. RefSeq names its product prefoldin subunit 3 (gene mgr). The record is from RefSeq and is a predicted model, not a curated record. Bases 94 to 666 code for a protein of 190 amino acids. Gene Ontology annotation, biological process: microtubule-based process; tubulin complex assembly; protein folding. The transcript is spliced from 2 exons. Gene Ontology annotation, molecular function: tubulin binding. Gene Ontology annotation, cellular component: prefoldin complex; cytoplasm. NCBI's taxonomy places the organism in Eukaryota, Metazoa, Arthropoda, Insecta, Diptera, Culicidae.